Messenger RNA from Prorocentrum cordatum, 693 nucleotides. Lineage: Eukaryota; Dinophyceae; Prorocentrales; Prorocentraceae. The record is from the annotation of a GenBank genome assembly.
AUGUCCUCGGCGCGGGUCUCGCUCGCAGCGGCGUCGCACCUGCCCCCGCUCGGCGGGCCCGCACGGGCCGACGCGGCGCCCGCGGCCUGCGCCCUGCCGCCGCGCUUCGAGGGAGGGGCGGGGGGGGACCAGCCGGACCUCGAGAGCCCGCAGAACUGGUGCACGCUGCAGGAGCCCGUGACCGACACCAUCAUGAGGGACGUCAGGUCCAUCGGCGAGAAGCUGAUGUACGUGCUGAUGCCGAUCCAGGCCGUCGACCGGGGCCGGAAGCUGAAGGACUGGGACCUCUGGGGCCCGCUGCUGCUGUGCCUGGGCCUGGGGCUCAUCCUCGCCGUGCAGGCCGACAGCCAGGAGCAGGCGAGCUACGCCUUCGCGGACGUCUUCGUCACCAUCUGGGUGGGCUCCGCCGUCGUCACCUUCAACGCCCAGCUCCUCCAUGGCAAGGUGUCGUUCUUCCAGACCGUAUGCGUCUUGGGCUACUGCAUUUUCCCGCUGGUCAUCGCGGCAUUUCUGGCGAUGGUGCUGCGGAUUAGGUCGCUCAAGGCCGUCUUCGUUGCCAUAGGUCUCGCCUGGGCGGCCAAGGCUUCGGCGGGCUUCGUCUCCGAGCUGGUGCCGACGGAGAGGAGACUGCUCGGCCUGUAUCCGGUCAUGCUCUUCUACGCCGCCAUAGCGUGGAUGAUCCUGCUAGCGUGA